Messenger RNA from Impatiens glandulifera, 1377 nucleotides. RefSeq lists its product as uncharacterized. The transcript is spliced from 6 exons. Bases 1 to 1248 code for a protein of 415 amino acids. Gene Ontology annotation, molecular function: lipid binding. NCBI's taxonomy places the organism in Eukaryota, Viridiplantae, Streptophyta, Magnoliopsida, Ericales, Balsaminaceae. The record is from RefSeq and is a predicted model, not a curated record.
AUGGCAGGACCAUCACUUUUAGAGAUACUUUUCUUUUUCCUUCCCGUUUCGAUUGCAUUCCUUAUCGGACUUUUGCUCGGAUGGGUUUGGAAACCCAGAUGGGCAACGUUAGAUUCCACGUCCGACAACAACAACAACAACAACGUCGACGACAAACUCACUCCCUUACCUCCUUCCGAUGAUUUAUCGAAGAAGGAUCGUGCUUCUUGCUUGUCUAUCGAAAACGAAGUGUGCAGUAAUGUUUUCUUGACUAGUUCAUCGCAAGAGAAGAAGGAAGAAGAGCCCCUUCCUGUGACAGAUGAAGAUUUAGAGCACUUGUGCCGUCUUGUGGAGAGGAGUGACGGAGGACCGUCGUGGAAACACAUGAUGGAUCGUUCUACGCCUAAUAUGACCUAUCAAGCAUGGCAAAGAGAUCGGGAGGUUGGACCUCCUCAAUAUUGUAGUCGAACUGUGUACGAGGACGCUACCCCCGAGUUGCUUAGAGACUUCUUCUGGGAUGAUGAGUUCCGUUUGGAAUGGGAUGACAUGCUUUUACACGCUUCUACCAUCGAAGAAUGCCCAACUACAGGAACCAUGGUGGUACAUUGGGUUCGCAAGUUCCCCUUUUUUUGUAGCAACAGAGAAUACAUCAUUGGCCGCCGGAUUUGGGAAUCUGGAAGAUCAUAUUUUUGCGUGACAAAGAGCGUUCCGUGCUCCUCAAUCCCAAGGAGGGACAAGCCAAGACGUGUGGACCUCUAUUACUCGAGUUGGUCAAUAAAACCAGCUGCAUCGAAGAAAGGGAAUGGAGAACUUACGGCAUGCGAAGUGGUGCUUUUCCAUCAUGAAGACAUGGGAAUUCCAUGGGAGAUUGCAAAAUUCGGUAUAAGGCAGGGAAUGUGGGGAGCCGUAGGGAAGAUUGAACGAGGUUUGCGUGCUUAUCAGAAGUAUAAAGCUACUGGGCCGCCACUGUCGCGAUCUGCAUUCAUGGCUCAGAUUAACUCGAAAGCGAAUCCGGAAUACUUGAAAUCAGCCGAAUGUGCUGCUGCUUCUGAAAGAUCGGAGGAGACAGAGUUGGAAAUGAUGGGCUUUGGCUCUGGUGGUGGUGAUGAGAAGAAUAUGAAGAAAGGGGAGAGCAGCUUGAACAUACCCAAGCUAGUGGUGUUUGGUGGGGCCAUUGCUCUUGCUUGUAGUCUUGAUCGAGGGCUCUUGACCAAGGCAGUGAUAUUCGGAGUGGCUAGAAGGUUUGCAAACAUUGGAAGGAGAUUGUAAAGAAUGAAGUGUCUCAACUCACAACAUGAUUCAUUACUUUUUUUUUUUUUUAGUUGUGGUCUUCUUUAAUGUGUUCCUAUAUACUUAAAACUCGCAAAAGUACUUUUAUAUAAGAUUUUUCACAAAGUU